Molecule: messenger RNA, 729 nt
Organism: Propithecus coquereli (Coquerel's sifaka)
Lineage: Eukaryota; Metazoa; Chordata; Mammalia; Primates; Indriidae
Gene: TCEAL2
Product: transcription elongation factor A (SII)-like 2
Exons: 1
Coding region: 1-729 (242 amino acids)
Source: RefSeq, a predicted model, not a curated record
AUGGAAAAACUCUACAGUGAAAAUGAAGGAAUGCCUUCAAACCAAGGAAAGAUGGAAAAUGAAGAACAGCCACAACAUGAGGGAAAACCAGAAAGUCUGGAAAAUAAGAAUUUAGAAAAUGAAGGAAAGAUAGAAAACAAGGGAAAGACAGAAGAUGAGGAACUAAAGAAUAAAGAAAAGCCAGAAAAUGAGGGAAAGACAGAAGAAGAAGGAAAGCCAGAGGGCAAGGCAAAGUCAGAGAGCGAGGGCAAGUCAGAGAGCGAGGGAAAGUCAGAGAGUGAAGGAAAGCCAGAAAGGGAGGGAAAGCUAGAGAAGGAGGAAAAUCCAGAGAGCAAGGGACAGCUGGAGUGGGAGGGAGAGCCAGACAGUGACGGAGAGCCAGACAGUGAGGAAGAGCUAGAGAGUGGAACAAGGGCUGCAGGAAAGCGCCCAGCUGAGGAUGAUAUACCCAGGAAAGCCAAAAGAAAAACCAACAAGGGGCUGGCUCAGUACCUCAAGCAAUAUAAAGAGGCCAUCCAUGAUAUGAAUUUCAGCAAUGAGGACAUGAUAAGAGAAUUUGACAAUAUGGCUAGGGUGGAGGAGAAAAGGAGAAAAAGCAAACAGAAGUUAGGGGCGUUUUUAUGGAUGCAAAGAAAUUUACAGGACCCCUUCUACCCAAGGGGCCCAAGGGAAUUCAGGGGUGGCUGCAGGGCCCCACGAAGGGACACUGAAGACAUUCCUUAUGUGUAG